UCUGCUGACCCUGUGAUGACUGACGUUGCUGCUGUUGAAGCUGCUGCUGGUGCUGUUGAAGCUGCUGCUGCUGCUGUUGCUGGUGCUGCUGCUGCUGUCGUUGCGGCUGUUGAUGCACUUGAUGCUGUGGGUUUUGCUGCUGCUGCUGCUUCAGCUGGAGUUGUUGCUUCUGGAGCUGCGGCUGCUGCAGUUGCUGUUGCGGUGGCACUGGCUGUGGAUGACCUUGACCUCGGUGUGCCUGAGCUUGCUGUGGUGUCUGCUGGGGAACGUGCUGUUGAGCAGGCUGCUGGAGCCCGUGGUGAUGAGGCCGCUGUGGAGGAAUCUGGGAUUGUUGUGGGGCCGGAUGGUAGGUGUAGGCGGGAGCCUGUGUUGGGACUGUCGGUUUCGGGUUCGACACCCUCAUGUUGGCCGCACUUCUUCCCAGCUGUCCCGGAUCUCGGGGAAUUGAUUGUGCCGAAAUCCCACGGGCUGCCAGGGCCUGUGGGGACUGCUGGAGCGACUGUUGAUGAGCGCCGUGAUGGUGAGAGUGCUGCUGCUGCUGCGACGGAGGAAAGCUUGCUGGUCC
Molecule: messenger RNA, 565 nt
Organism: Tricharina praecox
Lineage: Eukaryota; Fungi; Ascomycota; Pezizomycetes; Pezizales; Pyronemataceae
Exons: 1
Coding region: 113-448 (111 amino acids)
Source: RefSeq, a predicted model, not a curated record